This is a messenger RNA of Iphiclides podalirius (scarce swallowtail), 1266 nucleotides long. The record is from the annotation of a GenBank genome assembly. NCBI's taxonomy places the organism in Eukaryota, Metazoa, Arthropoda, Insecta, Lepidoptera, Papilionidae.
AUGGACGUAGCAGCUGAAACGGAAAGCGAUGAGAAACUAAUCCGUGACAAAAAUUUUACUCGGUACAAAAAGCGUUUCAUGAAACGCCAAUGGGAGGACAGUUCUCAAGAUAAGAAAGAAAACGGGGAGUCAGAGGAAAAGAAACUAUGCGAAAAGCCGGUGGAGAGGAUAAAGAGAAAAAAGAUGGCUUUGCUGCUGGGCUACUGCGGAGUGGACUACUAUGGCAUGCAAAGGAAUCCGGGUGUUAGGACAAUUGAGGAGGACUUGCUGAAAGCUUUGUUUGAGGCAAAGUAUAUAACAGAGGAAGACUUUAACAAUCAGCAGAAUGCGCAAUUUCAGAGGAGUUCAAGAACGGACAAAGGUGUUUCUGCGGCGCGACAAGUGGUGUCACUCAAAUUACCAUUGGAAGUAAACAUAGAAGAAAUCAACAGUAGACUACCUGAAUGCAUAAAAGUGUUUGGUAUCAAGAGAGUAACCAAUAAGUUUAAUUCCAAAAUUAAGUGCAAUGCAAGGACAUAUAGUUACACUCUUCCCACCUAUGUGUUUGAGCCUAGUUUGAAUACUGAAGAAGAGAGAAAGUUGUAUAGGAUAAGUGAAGAAAAGUUGAAGAGUAUUAGUGAAGUCUUAGCUCUUUACAAGGGGACAAAAAAUUAUCAUAACUUUACAGAAAAAAAGCAUUACCAAGAUCCAUCAGCAUGUAGAUAUAUGAUGAGUUUCAGCUUAGACAGAGUUUUUAUUGAAUCCGAUUGGGAGUUUGCUGAAUUAUUAGUUAAGGGGCAGAGUUUUAUGCUGCAUCAAAUAAGGAAAAUGGUUGGCUUCAUGAUAGCCAUAUUGCGAGGUCAAACUGACAUAGCCACAUUAGAAAAGGCAUUUAGCAAAGAAAAAGUUAUGAUCCCCACUGCACCUGGCUUAGGCUUAGUCCUGGAUAAGGUACAUUACGAGAGGUACGAUGCACGUUACAAAAAUAGUCACGACAGUUUGACUUGGGAUGCAGAGGAGGAACUAGUACGAAAGUUCAAAGCUGAACAAAUCAACCCCACGAUUAUAAAAGGUGAAAUUGAAGGUAACUCUAUGGGGUUAUGGCUGGAGAAGCUUAGUUUACACAGCUUUGAGCCCUCGGAGGAUGUACCUGAGGAAAAAGAGACGGAAAGCGGCGAGAAAGAGACAGACGAUGCGGACGGUGAUAUUGAAACUCCGGCUACAGAAAAUGACUGUGUGGAAGCAAACGAAGUUGGAGAUAAAACAGUUGAAGCAACAAGGAGUGAU